CGCUUAGUCCGGUCACGCUAGUAAGGUCCUGGGUACGAGGCAGAAUGAAUGGAAUCUUUCUCCUUGAAGAAAGUUUUCUAGCUAAGGCCUUGUUACUGACUAAAACAAGAAUCAUUUGUUGGUGCGUAACACUAAAGAUCGCACACUUGCCUUUGGUUUAUAUUCAGGCGCGGCUACACAGCUACAAGAUGGCGGACCGUGUGAAACAACUAAACGAGAUAUCGGAUGUUUUAGAAAAAUCUUCACAAAAUUUAGACUCUUUGCUAAAGAAAAUAGGCUGGAAUAAAAGGCAUCUUGUUAAGAACAACAGAAACUAUGCCAAGUGUCCAAUUGAUAGCAAUCACUUCAUGCCAUCAACUUCAAUAGAUAGACACUCUGUGAAGUGCAAGAUGGAAAGAGAUAAUAUCAAACCACAGGAUCUGUGCCCAAGCUCUGACUUUUUCUACAAUCAUUCUCCUGGUGUUGUGUCGGUUAAGAUAGAUAAAAAAGAAUACAACAGUUUUAAGCAGCUGGAUAAUCCAGGAGGUGAGCAAAGUGGAACAAAACAAGAUACCAUCCCCCCUCUAGAAAAGGCAUCUUGGUCAAACCCUGGAAUUAGUGACGUUAUAACUGGUGACAUGUUAUCCACGGGAACAAAAUCCAUGAAAUCUGAUAACCAGAGCACAAGUACAGUGACUCCAUGGCAACCAUCAGCCAAUGAGAAGGGUCUACAAGAAAUACGGGCCAUAAGCCGAUGGGUGGAGGUCCCUCCUGGUUACCACCAUCUCGACAUCCGGGUACUAGACGAGAACGCCAUCAAGUCAUGGAUACACGAGAACCUGCCCAGGACACAGUAUUUGAGCUCGGUACCGGAUGGAAACACCUCUCUCGUGAAUUUCAUCUUGUCGUGCCUGAAGGAGCCAAGAGUCGCCAGCCCUGGCGGUAUGAGAGACCAACUGCUGGACCUGAUGGGCGAAGAAUCUACGGAUGACUUUUUGCUGGAUCUCUGGAAAUUCCUCGCCAUCUCCAUCACAUGUAAUAAACAUGCGAUAACAGAGGGGCAAAGAAUCUCUGCUGAAAAUGUUCCAGAAGAUACAGAAGAACUAAAUAUAGAGAAGGCUCCACUUCCCAUGUCACGCGUGGACUUUGACCUCACUGUCAGUCAGCGAUUAGCAAUGUAUGAUUACGUCAUCCAGACGGCAAAGACGCGCAAGCGCAAUGCUCGUGAUGAUCUCAGUGGACUAGUAGCUUCUGAUGACCCGGAUGCAGCUAGCAACCAAGAUUUAUUAUUUCCUUUAUCCAUCGAGUUGACGUGUUAAUCUCUUCUGCCUGGAACCAUUCUGUGUUCGUCUCGGAUGUAUCCUCUCCUAAUAUUUCAUUUGACGUGUUAAUCUUCCUGUCUCGUGUUUGUGUUCCAUCUCACACGUACUCCUUCUUCCAAUGUUUGAUUGACAUGCUGAUCUUUUGUUCCUUGAAUCAUCUUUAUCCUUAUAAAUAUCCGUAUUAGCCUUGUGGGUUGAUCACGUGUAUUAGCAAAUGGUAAGAGAGGCCAAUCACUCGGUCUUUUUACGCUCUCGCUCAAUAUCGAGUCACACAAAGUGAUCAUUUCCAUCGGCUAAAUCACGCAAGUAGCUGGGGUACUUUCAAUCAAUCGUUAUCAGACUUCAAUCGCGGAUGGUAAUUUUUUCCUCAAAUACAAACAAUAAAAGAAGAGUAGUUGACCGACAUUUUCUUUAGGAAGAGCUAAUUGUGUUGUCCAAUAAACGAUUCAUACCUGACUCCAAAGAGGCACAGCCAUGACUAGCGAGUGAGACAUGACUAGCGAAUGAGGCACAGCCAUGACUAGCGAGUGAGACAUGACUAGCGAAUGAGGCACAGCCAUGACUAGCGAGUGAGGAGAGUGUGCGAUUGUAUGAAGUAUGUCCAAUCAACCGUGGAGCAUGUUUACACGCCCACACAUAACAACGAUGGAAACCCCUGAAAGGGCAUGAAGGCGUGACUACGCUUCUGAUGGAAAUCCAUAUGAGGGCGGGUAGGGGUGACUACGCUUCUGAUGGAAAUCCAUAUGAGAGCGGGUAGGGGUGACUACGCUUCUGAUGGAAAUCCAUAUGACGGCGGGUAGGGGUGACUUUAAAAAGGUGAAUUCAGAGAAUGAGGCAACCUAGCCCGCUUACCUUGACAUUUCAAAUGGUCCGUCUUGCAAUAUAUUCAACGCGCUUUUAUUGAACUCUAUGGGGAUUAGCCGAACUGUAUUCCAUUUUCCUGAAUUGCGAUCAUAAGAUACGGAGUCUAGUGCUUGAAGCACCUGCUCAGGAAAAUGAAAAGAGCUUAAUGCAUGCACUAUACGCCUGUUUAGAAAGAAGCUGGCGAAAGAGACUAUUUUCUCGUCAUUAAAGGAAUUACCGGGGAUACUCGGGGAAAACUGGUUUUCAAGAAAAGCCUAACUUUAUAAAGUCAACACUUCAUUCAAUGCUUUUGUUGUUGUUUUGUUUUUUUUUUUGCAAAUUUUCUUGUAAAUUGUCGCGGCUUCUGUGUAUUUUCGUAUUAUGGUAUUAUUAGGAAGAUUGCCGCAUUUCGCUCGUAGGUUUUGCAAUUACCAUGGGCGCACGCACGGAACCUGAUAAGUAACCGAUAAUUCAAGUUUCCGUGAAGCGAGUAGCAGGAUGUUGGAAAUCGGUAUUUCUUUAUAGUGAAAAUAAAAAAACUGGAAAAUUAUCAUCUAAAUUAGACUUAUCCAAAGUAACAAUUAACUCACCCUCAGAUCACUUACUUUAAUUGAGUAAACUAGUGAAGAUAAGACAUAAAAUUUUCUUAUCUUAGUAAAGUAUUGCAAUUUUUUUUCAAAAGGUUUCUAAACUACAGUUUAGCAUCUCGUACAUGACAUACCUCCAGCUGCUGCAAGUGUGGUCCUUGCUUUCCAAUGCUUUCUUUGUCUCACUUUGUCUCACUAGCCCUAGAGCAUCUACGCUGGUAAACGCUCGCGUUGUAAAACAGUAACGUGUUCCGAUCGAAUAGUCAUUUCCUACCGCGUAUUUGCAUUUCGCCGGCUAUUAACGCAGAUUGUGCUGUUAGCACAGCGUGGAUGACAUUAAAUCCCUGCCAAGCUCUCGUCAUUUAAGGAAAUUCAUCAGCUCUGGACUCACUUUAUUUAGUGUUGUCAAAAGAGCUACCGGCAGCGCUCGGUACAAUACGGUUUUAUUAGUGUACAAUAGGGUGUCGAUCGCUUACAAAUAUAGGACAGCUUUACUCGGCAAACAUCAUAGCCGCUGGAACAAAUAUCACAAAUUUCUAGACAGUAGGAUACAGAAUGAAACCAGUGAAUUCUUUCUAUUUGGAAUACUGAGACAAAUGCAUGACCUCCUGCCUCUGGAGCAUUUUUCUCAGAUUAUUGAGAAUUAAUGUGCUACAUUUUCGCCUGAUUAAUAUGUCUUCUUGAAAUAAUAUCAAUAUUAUCAAAACACGGUGCAAUAUUUGUGUUCUUGUAUCCGUUUUUAUACCUUCUUCAACUCAAAUAAUGUUCUAGCGCGUAAAAUUAACGAGGCUGUGUUGACAGAAGCAAUGGAUGAUAAGGGAGACAUGAAGCACGCCCCGCUAACCAAGUCUCGCCUGAGAGAGCCUCGAAAACCCCUAUCCAUAGCCUUUAUGCAGUGACUCAAUUAUAAUAUAUAAGCUAAUGGCUAUCUAAAUUUAAAUGUGUUAUAAGGGCUUUCGGCCACUAUAAAGAAAAGAUAAGAGAUAUCGCACUUGUCUUGCUCGAUUUGUGUCACAAUCACACUUUAAUACUAUUAAAAAAUAAUCAGCUUUGCCAAAUAUCGAAGCCUAAUGGUAUCGAAGACUGAUCUUAAUUUGGGCGUAGCAAGUGAUAUCAGGAGCUGAUCUAGUUAUAUCAGGAGCUGAUCUAGUUAUAUCAGGAACUGAUCUAGUUAUAUCAGGAGCUGAUCUAGUUAUAUCAGUAGCUGAUCUAGUUAUAUCAGUAGCUGAUCUAGUUAUAUCAGUAGCUGAUCUAGUUAUAUCAGUAGCUGAUCUUAUCAGGAGCUAACCUAGUUAUAUCAGGAGCUGAUCUAAUUAUAUCAGGAGCUGAUCUAGUUAUAUCAGGAGCUGACCUAGUUAUAUCAGGAGCUGAUCUAGUUAUAUCAGGAGCUGAUCUAGUUAUAUCAGGAGCUGAUCUAGUUAUAUCAGGAGCUGAUCUAGUUAUAUCAGGAGCUGAUCCAGGGGGGUGGAUCCAUGGGGCAAUAGGUGCACAAGCGCAAUGGUAGAUCUAAAAUCGAUUUACAAAACUUUUAAGUAUUAAAAUACUUGAAGCCAUGUAACAUUGUUUUCACCGAUGACGCACAAAUAACUAAUUGGACUAGCUUGAUAUAUUGGUUUUCCUUACAUCACUUUUUUCCCC
Nematostella vectensis (starlet sea anemone) is the source of this 4369-nucleotide messenger RNA. RefSeq names its product U11/U12 small nuclear ribonucleoprotein 48 kDa protein. Gene Ontology annotation, cellular component: cytosol; U12-type spliceosomal complex; nucleoplasm. Gene Ontology annotation, biological process: mRNA processing. The transcript is spliced from 13 exons. The coding region runs from base 45 to 1298 and encodes 417 amino acids. The record is from RefSeq and is a predicted model, not a curated record. Lineage: Eukaryota; Metazoa; Cnidaria; Anthozoa; Actiniaria; Edwardsiidae.